AUGGGACCCGACGAUGACCACCUGCUCCGGCAAGGUCCCAAGUUGGGCUUCGUAGUCGUUCGUUUCAACAAGAGCUCUAUUACUCCCGUCUCUCCCAAUACUCCCGCUAGCCUCGCACUGAACGACUUCUAUCGCAGGGGACAAAGCGGUCGAUACUUCAACCGGAUCGACCUCGAGCAUUCGGGAUCGAUUAUGAUGUAUCAACAGCGUCCGAGUAAUGGAUACAUGGCCACUCGCGAAUUAGUAGUCAGCGAGUUUCGGGUGGUGCUAGUCAACAUGUCGGACAACUUCUGGGAGGUGGAAGCACGUCUUAUAGGAGAGAAAUUCACGUUGGUAAAUCCGCACGGUGGCUUCAUGGACAAUACGCCAGUACCUGAAUCGAAGAUACCCACUGUGAGGCUUCCACGCAAGCCGGAUCAGCGCGACAACCCAGUAACCCCGAGUCACGAUACCAUGCAAGAAGAGCAUGUUACCCUGCCUGAACUCGCUCAACCCUCUUCGCAGUUUCCUCCGCUAGGUCCACAGUACGAUCAAGAAACUCAGCCAGACUGGACGCGGACUCGUACACCGUUGUUCGACCGUCGAGCCGACCCACCCUUCCGCGGGCCCGGCGACAGACCAUACGCUCAAACCAUAGUCUUCUCGCCGCGUCCACCCACUUUACCCGGACUUUUUGGCGCACAAGACUCUGGAGCUAUCUGGUCGAAGAAAGCGGUGGCUGUUGUCUAUGGGGGACAGUGGAACAAGAAUGGAUUAGGGGCACAGAGAAACACAUGUUGA
Alternaria arbusti is the source of this 780-nucleotide messenger RNA. RefSeq lists its product as uncharacterized. The record is from RefSeq and is a predicted model, not a curated record. The coding region runs from base 1 to 780 and encodes 259 amino acids. The transcript is spliced from 2 exons. NCBI's taxonomy places the organism in Eukaryota, Fungi, Ascomycota, Dothideomycetes, Pleosporales, Pleosporaceae.